AUGAGCACCGAGAUCGGCAUCAUCCAGGCAGCCGUGACUAAAGCCGGCGAAGAGGAGGAGCAGACGCCGCUGCAAGAAAAGCUCGACGAAUUCGGAAACCUGCUGGCAAAGAUGAUCGGCAUCAUCUGCUUGCUUGUAUGGGUGAUCAACUACAAGCACUUCUUCGAUCCCGUCCACGGCUCCGUGAUCAAGGGGUCUUGUGCUCAGUGCGCAUUUUGCAGACGGGUGCCCGAAGCUAUGGCAGGAAUUUAA
Molecule: messenger RNA, 252 nt
Organism: Symbiodinium sp. CCMP2592
Lineage: Eukaryota; Dinophyceae; Suessiales; Symbiodiniaceae
Source: the annotation of a GenBank genome assembly